This is a messenger RNA of Loxodonta africana (African savanna elephant), 9921 nucleotides long. It is a transcript of the gene IRS2, whose product is annotated as insulin receptor substrate 2. NCBI's taxonomy places the organism in Eukaryota, Metazoa, Chordata, Mammalia, Proboscidea, Elephantidae. Gene Ontology annotation, molecular function: phosphatidylinositol 3-kinase binding; insulin receptor binding. The record is from RefSeq and is a predicted model, not a curated record. Gene Ontology annotation, cellular component: cytosol; plasma membrane. The transcript is spliced from 3 exons. Bases 94 to 4392 code for a protein of 1432 amino acids. Gene Ontology annotation, biological process: insulin receptor signaling pathway.
CCGGCGAGCGAGGGGAGCGGCGCCCCCGGCCGCGCCUCCCGCCCCCUGCCCUCCCGCCACUGGGUCGGGGCGGCCAGGACUGAAGCCCCCAGGAUGGCGAGCCCGCCGCUGAACGCGCUCCCCGCCCCGGCCGGGGCCGCGGGCGGCGGCGGGAGCGCGGGGGGCGGCGGCCCCAAUCUCAACAACAACAACAACAACCACAGCGUGCGCAAGUGCGGCUACCUGAGGAAGCAGAAACACGGCCACAAGCGCUUCUUCGUGCUCCGCGGCCCCGGCGGCGGCGGCGGCGGCGCGGGCGGCGACGAGCCGGGGGCGGGCGGGGGGCAGCCGCCGCAGCCCCCCCGGCUCGAGUACUACGAGAACGAGAAGAAGUGGAAGAACAAGUCGGGGGCCCCGAAGCGGGUGAUCGCGCUGGACUGCUGCCUGAACAUCAACAAGCGCGCCGACGCCAAGCACAAGUACCUCAUCGCCCUCUACACCAAGGACGAGUACUUCGCCGUGGCGGCCGAGAACGAGCAGGAGCAGGAGGGCUGGUACCGCGCGCUCACCGACCUGGUCAACGAGGGCCGCGCGGGCGCCGGCGACGCGCCCUCCGCGCGCUGCGCCGCCAGCUCCGCGUCCUGCAGCGCCUCCCUGCCCGGCCCCGGCGCCUUCGGGGGCUCGGCCGGCGCCGCCGACGACAACUACGGGCUCAUCGCGCCCGCCACCUCGGUCUACCGCGAGGUCUGGCAGGUGAACCUGAAGCCCAAGGGCCUGGGCCAGAGCAAGAACCUGACCGGCGUGUACCGCCUGUGCCUGUCGGCGCGCACCAUCGGCUUCGUGAAGCUCAACUGCGAGCAGCCGUCGGUCACGCUGCAGCUGAUGAACAUUCGCCGCUGCGGCCACUCGGAUAGCUUCUUCUUCAUCGAGGUGGGCCGCUCGGCCGUCACGGGCCCCGGCGAGCUGUGGAUGCAGGCCGACGACUCGGUGGUGGCGCAGAACAUCCACGAGACCAUCCUGGAGGCCAUGAAGGCGCUCAAGGAGCUCUUCGAGUUUCGGCCGCGCAGCAAGAGCCAGUCUUCGGGCUCCUCCUCCACGCACCCCAUCAGCGUGCCCGGCGCGCGGCGCCACCACCACCUGGUCAACCUGCCCCCCAGCCAGACCGGCCUGGUGCGCCGCUCGCGCACCGACAGCCUGGCCGCCACGCCUCCGGCCGCGGCGGGCGCCAAGGGCAGCUCCUGCCGGGUGCGCACGGCCAGCGAGGGAGACGGCAGCGCGGGCGCGGCGGGGGCAGGCGGCUGCAGGCCCGUGUCGGUGGCGGGGAGCCCCAUGAGCCCCGGACCGAUGAGGACGCCACUGAGCCGCUCGCACACCCUGAGCAGCGGCUGCGGCGGCCAUCCGAGCAAGAUGCUGCUGGCGCCGGCAGGGGGUGCCCUGCAACACAGCCGCUCCAUGUCCAUGCCCGUGUCCCACUCUCCCCCGGCGGCCACCAGCCCUGGCAGCCUCUCGUCCAGCAGUGGGCACGGCUCGGGCUCCUACUCGCUGCCUCCAGGCCCACACCCGCACCUGCCGCACCCCCUGCACCAUCACCAGGGCCAGCGGCCCUCCAGUGGCAGUGCCUCUGCCUCGGGCUCCCCCAGCGAUCCCGGUUUCAUAUCCCUGGAUGAGUAUGGCUCCAGCCCUGGCGACUUGAGAGCCUUUUGCAGCCACCGAAGCAACACUCCUGAGUCCAUCGCAGAGACCCCACCUGCCAGAGAGGGCAGUGGGGGUGAGCUGUACGGGUAUAUGACCAUGGACAGGCCCCUGAGCCACUGUGGCCGCCCCUACCGCAGAGUUUCAGGGGACGGGGCUCAGGACUUGGACAAAGGGCUGAGGAAGAGGACUUAUUCACUGACCACACCUGCUCGACAGCGGGCAGUGCCCCAGCCCUCCUCCGCAUCUCUGGAUGAGUACACCCUGAUGCGGGCUACCUUUUCCGGCAGCUCGGGCCGUCUCUGCCCCUCCUGCCCGGCGUCCUCUCCCAAAGUGGCUUACAACCCCUACCCCGAGGACUACGGAGACAUAGAGAUCGGCUCCCACAGGAGCUCCAGCAGUAACCUGGGGGUAGAUGAUGGCUACAUGCCGAUGACCCCUGGUGUGGCCCCGCUCGUGGGUGGGGGUAGCUGUAAGAGUGACGACUACAUGCCCAUGAGCCCAACCAGUGUGUCUGCCCCCAAGCAGAUCCUACAGCCCCGGGUUCCCACUUCAGCCUUGCCCCCCACUGGAGCUGGGGUACCAGCAGCAGCCUCUGCAGCUGGGAGAGGCUUUGCAGUCCACGGGGGCAGUUACAAGACCAGCUCCCCUGCAGAGAGCUCCCCAGAGGACAGUCGGUACAUGCGUAUGUGGUGUGGCUCCAAGCUGUCCAUGGAGAAUCCUGACAGCAAGCUGCUUUCCAAUGGGGACUACCUCAACAUGUCCCCCAGUGAUGCGGGUACUUCCUGUACCCCACCCGACUUCUUCUCAGCUGCCUUGCACAGUGGUGGAGAAGUACUCAAGGGAGUACCCGGCUACUGCUACAGCUCCUUGCCUCGGUCUUACAAGGCUCCUUACACCUGCAAUGGGGACAACGACCAGUAUGUACUCAUGAGCUCCCCAGUGGGGCGGAUCCUGGAAGAGGACAGACAAGAGCAACAGACCAGUCCGCAGCCGCUGGCCACCCCAGUGAGCACCCAAUCGGCCAGCACCUUCGGGCCCAGCGGGAGCAGCCACAUCCAACCUCACCACCCAGCAGUGCCUUCACCCCUGAGGCAGAGCACCAGCAGCCGGCCAGAGGGAUUCCUGAACCAACGCUGCCGGGCAGUGCGGCCCACUCGCCUGUCCCUGGAGGGGCUUCAGACUCUGCCCAGCAUGCACGAAUACCCUCUGCCCCCAGAACCCAAGAGCCCCGGCGAGUACAUCAACAUUGACUUUGUCGAGGCUGGAGCUCGCCUUUCCCCACCGGCUCCUCCACUGCUGGCGUCGGCGGCCUCGUCUUCCUCGCUGCUGUCAGCCAGUAGCCCAGCCUCCUCCCUGGGUUCUGGCACCCCUGGGACCAGCAGCGACAGCCGGCAACGCUCUCCUCUCUCAGAUUACAUGAACCUUGACUUCAGCUCGCCCAAGUCACCCAAACCGGGUACCCAGAGCGGGGACCCCGUGGGCUCCUUGGAUGGCCUUCUGUCGCCUGAGGCCUCCUCGCCCUACCCGCCGCUGCCCCCACGCCCCUCCGCCACUCCUUCUUCAGCCUCCUCCCAGCAGCCGCAACCACCCCUGCCGCCACCACCAGGGGAGCUGUACCGCCUGCCUGCGGUGUCUGUCGCUGCCACCUCCCAGGGCCCCAGCGCUGCCUCGUCUUCAUCCUCCGAGACUGGGGAUAAUGGUGACUACACCGAGAUGGCCUUUGGUGUGGCUGCCACCCCGCCACAACCUAUCGCGGCACCCCCAAAGCCAGAAAGUGCCCGUGUGACCAGCCCGACGCCUGGCGUGAAGAGGCUGAGUCUCAUGGAUCAGGUGUCAGGGGUCGAAGCCUUCCUGCAGGCUAGCCAACCCCCAGACCCACACCGGGGGGCCAAGGUCAUCCGCGCCGACCCGCAGGGGGGCCGUCGCCGGCACAGCUCGGAGACCUUCUCCUCAACCACCACUGUGACCCCCGUGUCCCCGUCCUUCGCUCAUAAUCCUAAGCGCCACAACUCUGCCUCCGUGGAAAAUGUCUCUCUCAGGAAAAGUGGCGAAGGCGGUGGCAGUGGUGUGGGGGUAGGCCUUGGAGGGGGAGAUGAGCCACCCAGAUCCCCCCACCAGUCGCAGCCGGCACUUUCUGUGCCGUCGCUUCCCCAGCAGCCAAGGCCUUGGACACAGAGCCAGUCUGUGGGGUUAAUAGGCUGCCCUGGGGGCAGUGGUUCUCCCAUGCGUAGGGAGACCUCUGCUGGCUUCCAGAAUGGUCUCAACUACAUCGCCAUUGACGUGAGGGAGGAGACGGGGCUGUUACCCCUGCAGCAGCAGCAGCAGCAGCCAGGAGAGAAGAACUCCUGGGGCCGGAACCAUGGCCUUGGUGGUCUCAUCAACACUGUAGGUGGUGGCAGCACCAGUGGGGUCUGUGGGGGGCCUGGCCCUGGCACCCUGCCCUCCACCAACGCCUACGCGAGCAUUGACUUCUUGUCACAUCACCUGAAGGAGGCUGCUGUCGUGAAAGACAUCCAUGAUCUACCCAGGAAAGCCCCCUUCCCUUCAUGCGCUAAGGAGGCUUCGUUGCCACUGCCAGCCCCCACUGGUCAUAGUGCUUCCUGCUCUGAAAACUUACUGCUGUUCGACCCCUUGCCUUCCACUAUGGUGACCACUGUAGUUGGAGGAGGGAAACCACAUUUGGCUGGGCAGCUCUGUGUUACCAACCCAUCAGGCUGAUGUGGCAGUCGGCUCCAGAUGCCAGUUGUUACAUGUUGAAAACCUUCCAAACACUUCACCCAUUCGAAAAAUAUUACAGGGCAGGAUAGAAAGAAGUAGGUUGGGUUUUCUAGUUGAAAAGAAAAAUAGAAGGUAAUGUUAAUAAGCCGUUUACCUUUGAUACCAGGGGGGAGAGGGAAUAAUUUUGAAGUGUGCUGAACACGUGCGGUAUUGUGGGUGGUAGUAAAUACUCUGGAAAAGAAAGCAGGGAAGAGUCAGGGAGAAAAUGACAUUUGAGCCAAACAACCUGUAGGUCCUGAGAGAGCAAGUCAUGAGGAUUUUUACAUGGAGACACCAUGUAGGCAAAGAGAGUAAAUAUCAAGUGCAAAAGCCCUGGGGGUGAAGAUUGAUAUGUACAGAGAAGACAGAGACCAGUACAGCUGACAAAAGGGCAUAAGGGAAAGAGUUAUAGGUGAGAUCAGAGACUUUGGUUCAUAUUUAACGGUAUAAAAGGAAGGUGCGUUGUCUUUGGAACAACAUGAAAGCAUUUUAAGACUUUUAUACCAGAGCCAUCUAGUUGUGUCACAAUGCGUGUGGCAGCCCUGGAUGGUAUCUUAUACUUAGUGAGGUCAACUCUUGAAUUUCUUUCUCAAAAAAUUUAUAUAAAAUUUGAAAAGCCCUGAAGUUUUCUAAUAGGAUGUAGACCAAAACCAAACCAAACCCAUUGCUGUCAAGUCAAUUCUGACUAAUAGAGGCCCUAUAGGACAGAGUAGAACUGCCCCAUACGGUUUCCAAAGAGUGGUGGUGGACUUGAACUGCCAGCCUUUUGGUUAGCAGCUGAGCUCUUAAGCCCUGUGCCACCAGGGCUCCAGAGUGAAGACACUGAGAUAUAAUUGAGGUUGAGGAAAUUGGCUGAAACUUUUCACGAGGUAAACAACAAAAUAAAAGGACAAGUGUUUAGCCACUGAAUUACAUACUUUUUAAAAAUCAAAAUGUAUGUGUAUAGCACCUUACAACUUACCAGUUUUCAGGUGCUACUUAAUCCUAGUAACGUCCUCAUAGGGUAGGUUCUUGUUACUUUAUUUGACAAAACUAGGGGUGGGAGAUAUUAAGUGGCACCCCUAGCUCAUGUUGCCUGGCUCUCUGAGCUGUAUUGGAAAACCCACUUUCCCAGUCUGUAGAGAUUGUUUUUCUUGAAGGCCUGUCGCUAUCUGGUUCUGUAUCUCCUAGGCAACACGAUGCCUUCACUAAAAUUAAAAAAAAAAAAAGUUCCUCUGACAGUUUGUAAGCUGAAUCUCUUAGAACUGGGUCUGUGAUGUGUGUGGCUCUUUACUCCUAAUUCUUGCUUGGGGCUGGGCUUCCAGGAAGUUCCCCAGUGCUCAGGGAGUUUAAGUUUAGGCUGACGAAACACAUUGAUCUCAUCAGUUAAUUUAGAAACUAAAAUGAUAGAAAAAAAAAAAACCCAGUGAAAGUAGCAAAUAUGUAGAUAAUUUGUUAUUCCACGUAUUUCAUAGAGAUUCUGGCUUAACAGGAAAGCACUAAUGGAAGGAGCUUAGAGCUAAUGGUGCCAAAAGUUCAGAAAGAUUGGUAUGCCGUGUGUGAAAGGACCCUGCUCUCCUUUUCACCUCUUGGUGAGGAAAAUACACAUUUAAUAAAUGGACUUGAUGAGCCAAGUUUGUGCAUUGCACUAUAAAAAAAAACCAAACCAAACUCGUUGCCGUCAAGUCAAUUCCAGGUCAUAACAACCCUAUAGGAAAGAGUAGAACUGGCCCAUAGGGUUUUCAAGGAGUGCCUGGUGGAUUUGAGCUGCCUACCUUUUGGUUAGCAGCCGUGGCUCUUAACCACUACGCCGCCAGGGUUUCCACAUUGUGUUAUAGUUUAUAUAAUUGCUCAAACCUGAAGUAGUGUUGUAGAUGUAUCUUUAGGAUUUAGGCUCAGCUUUCUUUAACUUUUCUGUAGUAAAAAUACAUAUAAAUAAUAAAAAAAAAAAUUUUUUUUUUAAUAGCAUACGUAAAAUGUCUUAAAGAAGUUCAUUCAUUUUUAAUGAGAUAAGAAUCUUUUCCUUUAUUUGUUUUCCAUGUCUGGUUGCAGAUACGUCUUCCAGACCAAAAAAAAGAAAAACCAUGAAAUUUAAAUUUUUACUUCCAAAUGUGUGUAUUUUAGAAAAGAUGUUUGUAUUUGUGAACCUCCUGGGUUUCUGUGGUUCAUAAGGUAACCCUUGUAAGUGGUAUGUGGAAGGAAUGAUGGGAGGCGACGUGAUAAAUGAAAGGGAGGAAGGUGGUGGUUUUGUGUUGUUGGAAAAGAAAGGUGUGUUGCCAGGACACCCAUGGACCUGCAGAGCUGCCCUUUAGAAUCCUCUGUAUGUUACAACCUGCCUUAUUAGCAAAUGGCUAAGAUACAUCCACAAAUAAUUUGAUUCACUUGUAGUCUUAUUGUAUCAGUUCAGAAUGGUUUAAAUGGUUAGUAAGGUUGCUAUUUUUCUUUCUGUUACUCUUGGCUUAGGUCGCUUGAAAGUCUAAAUGCUAUUGGUCUUAAGUUCAAUCAAAGAAGUAGAAACUGUAAAAGUGCCUGUAUCUCUCUAAAGAAAAUCAAGAAUAUAACAAUUAUUUUUUUUUUUAAUUCAUCUAUGCUAAGUAUCACAAAGUUUAAAUAACUAAAAAUUUUUAAAUCUGAGGGAUGUUCUCUUGGACUGAAUUUAUAAUAUGUGAUAUAGUUAUUAUAUAUUCCUCAGAAAUCUGCUUGUCUCCUGAUUUUGUCAUUUUAAUAUUAGAGAUGUGGUUAAGAAGGUAUGUCUCUUCUAAAGCUCAUUCUUAAAAAUCUUGAAGAAUUCAUGUACUGCUUAGACAAAUCUGGCACACAUCCCUGUAAAUGAUCACUCAUGGUCCACCUUUUUUUUUUUAUAUAUAAUUGUAUUUAUUUUGUUGUUGUUGAGAAUAGACACAGCAAAGCAUACCCUAGUUCAGCAGUUUCGGCAUGUAUAUAUACAAUUUCUCCAUAUACUUGUAGUUUCUACAUGUACAGUUCAGACAUUGAUUACAUUCUUUGAGUUGUGCAUCCAUUCUCACCCUCCUUUUCUGAGUUGUUCCUCCCCCAUGAACAUAAACUUACUGCCCCCCCCGAGGUUCCUAUCUAACCUUUCGAGUUGCUGUUUUCAAUUCGAUCCCAUAUAGGUAGUUCUUAACUUCCUUUUAAUGUAAAAAAUGAUUUUUUUUUUUAAUUAAUUGGAAAGUUUUCCCCAUAUCCAGAACUUUUAGCAGUUUGGGAAAUCUUGUCUUUAUAAAGUGUUUUAUUUUUUCCUGCUGCUUUCUUCUCCUUUUGGUAAAGAGGGUAGGGUGACCAGGCAUGUCUGUGAUCACACCUCAGGAAUGUUACAACUGUCUGGAAACAAGCCAGAUCUGGCAGACUCUGUCCUUGCCUGUCUCUGUCCUUUAUCACCAGAUAGUGAAAACUUGCCAACACUGACAUGCAGGACACAGAAGACUCCCCCUUGUUAGAAACCUAACAGUUUGUUGACCCUGGGGAAGUCAUUUCAUCCCCUGGGCCCAUUAGGAGGGAUUAGGUUCAGUGGUUCCCAACCUGUGUGGUCGUUAGAAUCUCCCCAUAAAUCUUAGCAAAUACCAAGGCCAAGCUCCUGCCCAAGGCACCCCACUGCUCUAACAUCCUUCUUAGCUCUGUGACUGUUUAAAAACUUGCCCAAGAUCCUUGCCAUUUUAGGUUUUGCUAAGACUGAAGAAGAGUCCCUGGGUGGUGCAAAUGUUUAUGUUUGACCACUAACAUAAAGGGUGGUGGUUUCAACACACCCAGUGGCACCACAGUUGUGUUAAAGAUGAUCGCCAAGAAAACCCCUAUGGAGCACAGUUCUACCCUGGAACGCAUGGGGUUGCCAUGGGUUGGAAUCAGCAAGAAGGCAAUGGGUUUGGUUUUGAAGGCUAAAGAAUAUAAGUGCCAGAAAGUUUCUUUGGCUUAGACUUAAUUUUUUUUUCUUUUUGAGUCACAUUGUAGACACUAACAUUUUGGGCUGAAAUUAUGCAUUUUAUAAAUGACCACGAAGGCGUGUGGAAGCUGGGGAGGAAGAAUCUGGGGUGUCUGUAGGUGAUGAGCAGAUCGUGGGGGAAGUGGGCCCACAGAAGUUGACUUCUUCUGUCUCCACUAGUGAAGGGCUGGCCAUCAGCUCCUGCUUCACCUGCUGGUUUUCUUUUUUUUAAGUAUAUGAACUUUAUAAAGAUAGUUUGUGACUUAGCACUUUCAUCACUGAAAUUUCAAUCAAGAGUACUCCAUUCGAAUGUAAAUCUCCUUCAUCUGGGGCAGAAGGGCUUAAAUGCUCAUCUACAUUUUUGUGUAUAAACCAAAGAGAACAAAAAUAGUGUUACCCCACGACCUGGACUGGAUGGAGUCUAGUUAGUUUAUGACGCAUUGUACUUGCUCAGCCCAUGUGAAAUUAAAAGGGAUUUGUGUGUUCUCCGACUGAGCAGCUGCCUGCACUGUGGACGUAGGAAGCCUCUUUCAGGGCGUUUUGUACUGUCCACAGCGUGUGAAGAAAGCAGCCAGGCAGAGGCCCUGGGUCUUUGCAGUGUUUGGGAGCUAUUAGCUUUAAAUGGCCUAUAGUUACCCCAAGGAAAAAAAAACAAAACAAUUCUACUUCUGUUCUCCUUCUAUCCAAUUAUAACAAGUUUAUUCAUUUUAUUCCGAGAGCCAUUUGCCAUUGUUUUUGUGCAUUCAUCAGUUGUUUAUUUGCUGUUUGAAGUUGCAAUUGUUCGUGAUGUCAUUCAUGAAUAUAAUUUUGAAUGAGGAGAAGGCCGAGAUGGCAAAUAUGCCAAGAGCCACCCUGGCUGUGGCUCCAUAAAUUACCCGGGCAGGCAGAGUAGGAGGAGUAGUUUCCUUGGCAUCCGAGGGCUGCCUGGUCUUAAGAAGUGUUUAUAGUUCAGAACACAGCAUGUGAUUACAUGUAUGCAUCAUUUAAAGGUGCAUGCAGAAAGCAAAGGAAACCCAACUUCAAAAUACCUCUCAUAUCAGUGGCAUACACAUCUUUACAUGUGAAAGUAUAUACACGUAUCUGUUUCCCUUGUACUAUUUAUUUGUAUAUUUUCUAUCUAAAAUCUCCUUUGAUGGUUUCAUAAUGACCCAAUGAGGAAUUUAGUUCGGUCAGGAGAGAGGUAAUUGGUGGGUCUGAGAUUACAUAGCUGGUAAGUAGUGGUUCCUGGGUGCAAACCCCGGGAUCCUGACCCUGGUGUGGCCAGUGUGCUUUCCACACCUACAUCAUGUUUAGGCACCAGAGUGGCAUGUGGUUUCAAGGCAUGGGGAUGCCUUCAAGGAGUCUCUCUUGUGCUCCUGGUGAACAGCAGCGUGGCUUUGCGAUGACUAAUUGAUGGAAUUUAUGCUCCUGUCUGUGACUAGGGCAAAGAGAGCCUGCACUUCAGUGACUAAGUAGGGUUUGCUGCCUUAAACUUUAUUAGAGUGUCUUAAUAGUUAGCUCUAACCAUCUACACACUUGCCACCCCUUCCCUCCCCCCACAGCAAGGGGCAGAGCUGAAAUCCUAUAUUAUGUAAAUG